This is a messenger RNA of Tremella mesenterica DSM 1558, 788 nucleotides long. RefSeq lists its product as uncharacterized. The annotation marks the transcript as partial. Lineage: Eukaryota; Fungi; Basidiomycota; Tremellomycetes; Tremellales; Tremellaceae. The transcript is spliced from 2 exons. The record is from RefSeq and is a predicted model, not a curated record.
GCAAAAACACCAAAUAUCAGCUGUCUAGCUAUCAGUAGGUCAUGUUCGGUACUAUCGUUCGAUCGAGAAUAUAUAGUGGUCCUUCUAUCUUACCCGAAAUCAAUAAUCUCAUCCGACCACUUUCAUACCGAUGUACGCGACUCACCUCGGCCGACGUUUUGUAUCAUGUCCCAAGGCAUAGUCGGGAAACAUCAUCAAAUCGUUGUCAGACAUUUUACAAUUCAGCGGAAAGAGGUUCUUCUCCAUUGUAUCCAGUGAAGAAGCAUGGUGAUUAUCAUACUCGAUCAUCUCAUCAAUGUCAGCUUUCAAAUUUCCCGAAUUUCGUUGGUAGUACUCCGUCGACCUCAUCAUGGACAGUCUCAAUUAGACAACGACCAACUCUAACGAGAUCACAAUCUUCUUCCUGUCAACCUCUUCAUCCCACUACCCAACCCUUCACUGUGUCCUCCGUAACAUCCUUCUCCAAAUUACCUACCUUUCCUCUCAUAUCAUCCUCGAAAUCAAUCCCAACACGGAUUCUCCCUGCCAAUAUUUUUAUAUCCAAACACUUAUUAGUCCGACAUAAUUCUUCUAAUUCCAAACCUCCCAAAACCCCCGUAUCUCCUCCGAACGAGCGGGAAUCCACUGUCCCUUCCUCUGACCUUUCAAAUCCUCCCAAAUUUGCUCUUGACAUAUCAGAUUCUUCAGAUCGAACAAAAUCCAAUCAACCCAUCACGCACCUUCCAAGCUCACAAGAGGAAAAACAGCUCGACUUGUCAACGACACAGAGUAGAACAUCACAUGAUAGG